GUGUUGUCGGAAAUCGUUCGACAGUCGACGAUUUUCACAUGUCGAACGUCGGUGGCGUUUCUUUCCCACAUUUUUCUGGGCGCUGGUGAAACUCUGUGCCGCUCGAAGGGGGAUAAAAAUGGGCAAGGACGACGCCGAGACUAUAGCCCUGAAGAAAGAACUGGAGGAUCUCAUCAACAAGUGCAAGGAAGAACAAAAGAAGCAACAGGAUACAACGUUGGAGCAAGUGUGCAGCGGGGUGGCGGAUGCUUCGAAAGUUAGACUGUCGACCAAGAAGAUGCUGAAGGGGCACAUUAAUAAGGUCAACUCGGUACACUACAGUGGCGACAGUCGACACUGCGUGACCGGAUCGUUGGACGGGAAGCUAAUCAUCUGGGACACGUGGACCGGCAACAAGGUGCAGGUGAUCCCGUUGCGCUCGGCCUGGGUGAUGUCGGUGGCUUUCGCGCCGUCCGGCAACUUCGUCGCGUGCGGCGGCAUGGACAACAUGUGCACCGUCUACGACGUGAACAAUCGCGACGCCACGGGCUCCGCCAAGAUCGUGAGGGAGCUUCUGGGCUACGAGGGUUUUCUGUCGUCCUGCAGAUUCCUCGACGACAAGAACAUCAUCACCGGCUCCGGCGACAUGAAAAUUUGCAUAUGGGACCUCGAGGCAAACAAGAAGACGACGGACUUCGAGGCGCACGCGGGCGACGUAGUGAGCAUCAGCCUGUCCCCCGACGGCAACACUUACGUCACCGGCUCGGUCGACAAAACCUGCAAACUGUGGGAUUUGCGGGAGGAGAAAGCCAAGCAGACGUUCUUCGGUCACGAGGCCGACGUAAACUCCGUCUGCUACCAUCCCUCCGGGCAGGCUUUCGUAACGGCGUCCGAGGACAAAACCGCGAGGCUGUGGGACCUCAGAUCCGAUCAGCAGUUGACGACCUUCAAGCCACCGAACUCGAAACCCGGGUUCACGUCCUGCGGCCUGUCUCUGAGCGGCAGAUUCAUAUUUUGCGGCAGCGACGACAACUCCAUUCACAUAUGGGACACGUUGAAGAAUCAACACAACGGUGUCUUAUCCGGUCAUGAGAACAGAGUGACGUCGCUCUGCGUCUCUGGUAACGGGAUGGCAGUGGCCAGCUGCUCCUGGGAUCAGAACGUCCGAAUUUGGGUGUGAAUACGUAUAAUUACAUUUAAGAUAGCUGUCCGAAGUAAUCGAUGAGAAAACACUGGGCGGAAUAUAUUACCACGAAAUAUGUUGAUGUUAAAAAUCGAUUCUUCUUGCACGAAACUUGCCUUUAGUCCACAAUCACAGCGCAAUCGGUGCCUUACUCUGUAUCAAAAUAUUCUUUGCGUUCGCAAUCUGCAUCCAUUAUAAACUAAAAAAAAUAUAUUUAAAAAAUACAAAAAA
Molecule: messenger RNA, 1393 nt
Organism: Wasmannia auropunctata (little fire ant)
Lineage: Eukaryota; Metazoa; Arthropoda; Insecta; Hymenoptera; Formicidae
Gene: Gbeta76C
Product: guanine nucleotide-binding protein subunit beta-2
Exons: 6
Coding region: 119-1159 (346 amino acids)
Biological process (GO): G protein-coupled receptor signaling pathway
Cellular component (GO): cytoplasm; heterotrimeric G-protein complex
Molecular function (GO): protein binding; signaling receptor complex adaptor activity
Source: RefSeq, a predicted model, not a curated record